AUGAUCUCCUUCGUUCCCUCAUUGAGGAGGAUAGGGUACAGCACGGAGAUCAAUCGAUCCAGAGUGGACGUGUACGACGGUAUGGUGAAGCGUUAUUACUAUUGGGGCGAAGAUGGCGCCACUGGGAACGACGGAACUGUCUACAUGGCGUACCCUAAAUGGACUGAGAAGGAGGGUCAUACGGUCUAUUGCUCGAAGACUGACAUGUACGAAGAAGCGCCGUUAGACGCUUUUCCGACGGAAGAGGAAUACGUUUAUGCAGGUAAAACGUACCAUGAGGGUCAGAAGGUAGACGUAUGGAAGUUCACAAGAGAUGAUGAAGACACACGGACAGAGCUCGUUCUGUAUAGCCACAGGACGGAGCGAGGUGAAGAUGUACCAAUACAAAUAGAAAAGAAAGAGUUUAAUACGAUGUUGGGAUCGUUUGAGAAACACGUUAUAUUUAACUACGACCAGUUCAAUCCUCUGUUCUGCGAGGAAGAUGUUGACGCCGAGAAAGAGGGAUCGUGUGAAUGGACCCCUGAUGACUUUGAUGGACACAUGAAAAUGUUACAUCCUGCAUUCCAUAACGAUCUUGAUGUAGCGUUCAACAGCUUUAAAAAACACCACGGCAGAAAUUAUCAGAGCAAGAAAGAACAUGAUAUGAGAAGAGAUAUUUUUCACAAAAAUUGGAAAUUCGUCGUAGACCACAACCGACAGAACCUCGGCUUCAAGCUGGCCCUGAACCACCUCUCGGACCUCACGCCAGCAGAAAAGGCCCACAUGAGCGGCGGGAGACGAUCCCCACACCCGUCUGCUACUGUCCCCUUCCCUCACACCGAGAGACAAGUUGGGGAGAUCGUGACAGAGAUACCGGAGGAAUAUGAUAUGCGGCUGGAAGGGAUCAUAUCACCUAUUAAGAACCAGGAUAAAUGUGGAUCCUGUUGGACCUUCGCGACGGCGGCGGCGGUGGAAGGGGCCCUGGCGAGACUAGACGGACGUCUUCUGGACCUCAGCGAGCAGUCCAUCAUUGACUGCACUUGGGGGUGAGUUGGCCUAGGAUGCAGUGGCGGGUUCCCCAAGGAAGCUCUGAAGCACAUAAUGAAACACGGCAUCCCUCUGGAGGAGGACUAUGGCGGUUAUUUGAACGAGAACGGGUACUGUCACCUCGAGAACGUGACUGAAGUGUUCAAGAUCCGCGGCUUCGCGAUGGUGACGCCACUGAGCGUGAGCGCCAUGAGAGUGGCGUUGUACAAGUAUGGCCCAGUCGUCGUCACCAUUCAGAACAACGACGCGUUCAACUUCUACCGGAGCGGCGUGUUCUACGACCCCACCUGUGUGAGUGACUACGUCAGUCACGCCAUCACCAUUGUGGGCUACGGCAGCCGAGAUGGGGCCGACUACUGGAUCGUGAAGAACUCCUUCGGCCAGCGGUGGGGGGAGGACGGCUAUAUGUUGCUCUCCUCUGCCAACAACAACUGCUUCGUGCUCAAUGAACCGUACUAUCCUGUAGUUUAA
Molecule: messenger RNA, 1497 nt
Organism: Cydia fagiglandana
Lineage: Eukaryota; Metazoa; Arthropoda; Insecta; Lepidoptera; Tortricidae
Product: cathepsin K-like
Exons: 12
Biological process (GO): positive regulation of apoptotic signaling pathway; positive regulation of peptidase activity; immune response
Cellular component (GO): lysosome
Molecular function (GO): cysteine-type endopeptidase activity; cysteine-type endopeptidase activator activity involved in apoptotic process
Source: RefSeq, a predicted model, not a curated record